Messenger RNA from Octopus sinensis (East Asian common octopus), 5200 nucleotides. Its product is annotated as A disintegrin and metalloproteinase with thrombospondin motifs 16. The transcript has 24 exons. Gene Ontology annotation, molecular function: metalloendopeptidase activity. NCBI's taxonomy places the organism in Eukaryota, Metazoa, Mollusca, Cephalopoda, Octopoda, Octopodidae. The record is from RefSeq and is a predicted model, not a curated record. The coding region runs from base 1398 to 5057 and encodes 1219 amino acids. Gene Ontology annotation, biological process: proteolysis; extracellular matrix organization. Gene Ontology annotation, cellular component: extracellular matrix.
GAAAAAAAGUGAGACAGGGAGGCCGAGUUAGUGUGUGUUUGUGUGUUAUCUGAGAGUCGUGUGUUGGGUGACUGCAGUGAACGUUAUUAUAUACUUAAUUACAGUUUGUAGUUGUAGUUGUUGUUCGUGUUGCUGUUAGUGUUGGUGUAGUAGAAGCUAUUUUCUUUAGCUUAGCCGUGGCUCCGCGGUUUUGUUUUUUAAGUUCCCUCCUAAAGAAACAAAACAAAAUCCCUCAAAAACUUGUUACGGAAGGUGGGAUCUUCUGAAAGAACCGGCACGGACUUUUGAAAAAGAAAACGGGAGAACUUUUAGAAAACAUUCACAUGCACACAUACACACAAACACACACACAUGUACAAAAUCUGGAGGAAAACUUUCUAUCACCUACCACACGCAUUCCCAUCGCAAACACACACUGUUGAUACAAACACAUACAUACUCGCUCAUACCUACCGAGACUUAAAGACGCACACUUUUUAUAAUUUAUACAGAUGUAUACAGAGCACAGAUUACAAAAUACAGACACGGACGCACAGACUAGAAGCAACGCGCGGGCACGUACAUAAAUAAGAACAAAAUAACCUCCAACAACACCACCACCAUCACCACAACCACCACGAACAACAUGUUGGUUGACAUGGAUAUAUAUAGGCAGUUAUACAGAUAGUUAGACAGUCCUACAUAUACUUACAUAUGAAGGCAACUAUACACACACACACAAGAAUAAAAACAAGUUAGAUAGACAGAGGGAGAGAGAGAGAGAGAGAGAGACAAAGCAUCGAACCAUGUUAUGUUUGGUUUCAGUAAUGCAUUUGCAAAUAGUAUUCACAACAUAAACAUACAAUUUCACACGCACUCACACACAUACACAAUUCCUCCAGCUUUCACUCUGUCAGUCUGUCUGUCUGUCUGUCUGUUGUCUGUCUGUCUGUCUGUCUGUCUCUCUCUCUCUCUUACACACACACACACCACACACACACAUAUAUAUAUGCAUACCUAUAAGCAUACAAGCACAUAAAAACACAUGGAGCUUCAUAUAUGCAUACUUCAACAUUGCGAUAGAAGUUAGAAGCCGGCAAGGUAAGCUAAUAGGAAGUGUAAACAAAAACAUAGUAAUCAUCCAUCCAUCCAUACAUCCAUCAAUCCAUCCAUCCAUACAUACAUACAUACAUACAUACAUACAUAUUUAGGAAUAUAUUUUUUGUGUAUACACAACAACAAGUUUACGCUUCAUGUAGAAACCUAUGCGUGUAUAUAGACAUACAUACAUACCGAUAUGCAUUUACAUAUAUGACUGAUAUGCAUAUUAUAUAUAUAUGCAUUAUAUCUAUAUAACUACCAACGUCCAAACUGUGCACGGAAAACAUUAACAAGGACCGGUAUCAAACAGAAUUAUCAUGAGGACGAGGCCUGUGUGUUUUACUCAGUUAGAGAUUUUACUGAUAUGGCUGAUUGGACUAUUGACGAUAUUACAUGCUUAUGGCAUUCCUGGAAGUGAUCAUGUACAAGAUUAUGAACUAACCUAUCCCUCCUUUGUAAAUCACCAAGGUAUGUUUCAGUCCCAUGAUAUUCACUUAUCACGAAGAAAAAGAAGCACAAACAAAAACAAGAAUUCUGUUUUAUAUCUGCAAAUUACUGGUUUCAACAAUAGAUUUCAUUUUAAAUUGAAGCCAAAUGCAGAUUUGUUAGCCCCAGGUUUUAAAAUAUACCAUUGGAAACGAAACAAAGGAGUUACGGAUGACGUUGGAAACGGCACAGCAUUACAUUUGAAUGUACCUGACUGUAUGUAUGUUGGCAAGGAUAUUUCUAAAACACUGAAGAAAGAUUUGAAAAACACUGCUGCCUUAACACUUUGUGAUGGUGUCCAAGGAAUUAUUCGAACAUUUGAUGAGGAUUACAUCAUUGAACCUUUAAAGGGAACUUUUCAGAAAACAGAAGAUGAGGACAAUGAUGAAAUUAAACUUAAAAGACCACAUCGGAUUUACCGAAGAUCUACAGUAAAUAUGGCGAAGGACCAGUUCUGCGGGACAAAAACUCCAACUGGUAAGACCUCAUCUGCACAGUCGAAAACAUCGCUACCAGUCUUUAACUCUGACUUCAGUAGUAGAAUGAAUUUCCGGUCACGCCGAAAAAGGAAUGCACAGACAACUUGGAAGCAGCCAUUACCAUCUUUGGCAGAUCGUACAGUGGAAACACUUGUUGUUGUCGAUAAAGUGAUGUACAAAAAACACGGCGAAGAUUACAUUACAACAUAUACUUUGACUCUGUUUAAUAUGGUUUCUCAGAUGUAUUUAUUGAAAAGUUUAGGGAUGAAAGUACACAUCGUUUUAGUCGGGCUGAUAUUGCUGGAUGAUGAUGAGCCAGGAUUAAACAUCGGACAUCAUGCUGAUACGACACUAAAUAGCUUCUGUUCUUGGCAAUCUGUACUUGUUGGCGCUAAUGGCCGCCAGCACGAUCAUGCAAUUUUGCUCACCGGUACUGAUAUCUGUUCUUAUAAAGAUGAACCAUGUGACACAGUUGGUUUUGCUCCUAUUGAGGGUAUGUGCAACAGAGUUCGUAGCUGUACUGUUAAUGAGGACACAGGGCUCACCACUGCACUCACAGUCGCCCAUGAGAUAGGCCACAACUUCGGGAUGCUGCAUGAUGGUGAGAACAAUUUCUGCACCCAACAUGUCGGCAAAAUCAUGUCUCCUCAGUUGGUCGCCAAAAAUGGUCGAUUCGAAUGGUCGAGCUGCAGCAAGUCAUACAUGUUUAGAUUCCUCAAUACUCCUCAGUCAGCUUGUCUAAACGAUGUACCCAAAUUUGUGACUGAAAUUGAGUUCCCUACCAAAUUACCUGGAGAAUUAUAUGAUGCAGACAUUCAGUGCAAGUGGCAGUUUGGUGACAAGGCACGAUUUUGUAUAUUUGAUUUUGACAAAGAUUCUUGUAAAUCCUUAUGGUGUUACCUUGGAAAUGAGAGAUGUGAAACGAAAUUCCUACCGGCAGCUGAGGGCACUUCCUGUGGACAUGGUAUGUGGUGUCGUGGUGGUAGCUGUGUUAAAUUUGGCAAAAAUGGCCCUAAACCGAUUAAUGGUGCCUGGUCUAAGUGGACGGAGUGGACAAAGUGUUCCAGGAGCUGUGGUGGCGGUGUAACGUAUCGUGAACGUCAGUGCAAUAAACCUUUCGCUCAGUAUGGAGGGCGGCCCUGCGAAGGAAUUGCUAACAUAUCAAUGAUCUGCAAUAAGAAGAAAUGUCCACUGGGGCAAGAGAAUGAUUAUGAAGCCGAAUGCAAGACUUUCAACAAACGUUCUGUCAAUGGCUGGUUCCUUGAUUGGGAACCACAACGGAAAAUGUACAACCCUCAGGAACCAUGCAAACUUUUCUGCAUGGCUGUAGCAUACAACUAUAGAUUUACAGUAACGCAUCAAGCUGGAGAUGGCAUGAAAUGUAAAAAUACGGGUAACGCUGUAUGCAUUCGAGGAAAAUGCAAGGAUGUCGGCUGCGAUGGAGUAAUCGACUCAAAUGCCUCAAAUGACAUUUGUGGAGUAUGCAAGGGGUAUAACUCUACUUGUCAUUUUGUUCAAGACACUUAUUCUGCACAGUCACCGACGUCCGGUUACUUCCCAGUUGUUGUUCUGCCCAAAAAUGCACGAAAUAUAAAGGUGAGAGAGGAGAGUACAUCAGCAAACUAUAUAGCCAUACGUAAUGUGUUUGGAGAGUAUUACCUGAAUGGAAACAAUCGUGUAGCAUGGUCAGGUAUUUAUUCAUUAGGAAAACAUUCCACUCGCUUUCUUUAUUGGCGUCCUUAUAACAGACCAGAAACUUUAGAAGCAGCCGGACCUCUUGAAGAAGAUAUUGUACUUGAGAUUCUGGCUCAAGGGCACAAUCCAGGAUUACAUUAUGAAUAUAUCGUACCUAAAACGGCUAAGGAAAUGCAUGAGUCCAGAGCGAAAAAAGCGGUUAACUCCCGAAGAUUUAACUGGGCUGUGAAAGUAUCGUCUUGUACAAAAUCCUGUGCGGGAGGCACCAAAGAAAUUGAAGCUAUAUGUUUGUUAAACCAAGACAAAGAAGUUAACAUCUCAUAUUGUGAUAUGUCUGACAAGCCCCAAACCGGAACAGUUGCUUGCAAACAAAAGGCGUGCCCACCAAGCUGGGUACCGGAAAAAUGGAGAACGUGCACUGCUAAGUGCGGAGGUGGGCGUCAAACGCGGAAAGUUCGGUGCCGUGAGAUGGUUUCAGAGAAAAGAUUUCGGCGUAUUCCGAAGAAACGUUGUGAGCACCUAGUGCGACCUCCACGGAAACAAAAAUGUAAUACUCACGACUGUCCACCAAGCUGGGUAACUGGGAAAUGGUCAGAGUGUUCCAGAACAUGUGGCGAAGGACAACGAAGAAGACAUGUUGAAUGCCGCAUCGUUAAUGUGAAACACACCAAAAGACUACAAAGCGAUCACUGUCGACAUUUACCGAAGCCUGAAUCAAUCGAGAGAUGUACCCUUGAGAAACACUGUCCCGGAAGGUACACAUGGAAAAUAACAGCAUGGUCUGAUUGUUCUGCUAAAUGUGGGCUAGGACAUCAGCGACGAUCGAUAUUAUGUGUGAAGACAGAGAAAAACCAAACCAUUUCAGCCUCUAAAGAAUUCUGCAAAUCCAGUGUUUCUUUUGAAGAUGUUCAACUAAAAAGGGAAUGUAAAGGACCUGCAUGUCCAGAUAAAAAAGAAUUGCCUAUGUGGCAGACGUCCAUUUGGUCUGCUUGUUCAGCGACAUGUGGGCGAGGAUUUCAGCGUCGACGAGUUACAUGUGUAGAUCCUGUCUCUAGGACAUAUGUUUCCACUUGUGAUCCAAAAUCAGAACCACGAAGUAGACAACCUUGUGAGAUACAAGCCUGUCAUAUGAGUCAAGACGAUCACAAUAUUCAACACAACUUGAGUAACAGGUACCAAGACAGAGUUUAUCGGACGUGCUAUGACAAAUACAAAUGGUGCCACCUGGUGGUAAAACACAGAAUGUGCGGUCACAAGGCAUAUGCGGCUGUCUGCUGUGCUACGUGUCACAAGAGUGCUAUAGUUCCUAUUAGAUGAUGUGCUAACGAGAGAAAGAAAGAGCGACAGAAACACAGAGUUAUGAAAUUCAUCUUCUGAAACGUUUGUUCAUUCUUGUAAAAAAAAACCAAAAAAACAAAAAAAAACAAAAAAAAAAACAAAGCAAAAGCAAAAAACACAAC